Messenger RNA from Daucus carota subsp. sativus, 997 nucleotides. RefSeq names its product dehydration-responsive element-binding protein 1B. The record is from RefSeq and is a predicted model, not a curated record. Gene Ontology annotation, biological process: regulation of DNA-templated transcription. Lineage: Eukaryota; Viridiplantae; Streptophyta; Magnoliopsida; Apiales; Apiaceae. The transcript has a single exon. The coding region runs from base 124 to 840 and encodes 238 amino acids. Gene Ontology annotation, molecular function: DNA binding; DNA-binding transcription factor activity.
UAACAUUCAAGUUUAAAUAGUCCCACUCUCAUAUAUACAAACAAGUCUUUAAUUUAUAUUAUUGACCCACCUGCCCUCCUCUGUUUUCUCACACCACUACUUAUCACUUAGCAAUCUAUAUUGAUGGAUCAUUUUUUCUCGUCCUCCACCUCAUCUUACUCUGCCCCACAACAUCCAUAUCACUCCUCCUCAGCUCAUUCCCAGUCUGAAAACACAGGCAAUGGCAAUGCGAGUGCAGAGCCUAUUUACAUCUCGGACGAGGAAGUGCUGCUGGCUUCGAGUAAUCCAAAGAAACGCGGUGGCAGGAAGAAAUUCCAGGAGACACGCCACCCUGUUUACCGAGGAGUGAGGCGGAGGAAUCACGACAAGUGGGUUUCUGAGGCGAGGGAGCCGAACAAGAAGUCCAGAAUCUGGCUGGGAACCUUUCCAACAGCUGAAAUGGCGGCUCGGGCUCAUGAUGUCGCAGCCAUUGCACUGAGAGGCCGAAAUGCGUGCCUUAACUUUGCGGACUCUGCAUGGAGGCUGCCGGUUCCUGCUUCUUCCGAUCCCCAGGACAUUCAGAGAGCUGCAGCCGAGGCAGCAGAGACCUUCAGGCCUUCUGAGAAUGAGCAUGCAGUGCAGAGAACGAGUCCAGAGCAGAGCCUGAUGAUAUCGCAGCAGCAAAGUGAGGUGUCAUACGUGGAUGAAGAGGAGUUGUUUGGAAUGCCGGAAUAUAUUAAUGAUAUGGCUCAAGGAAUGAUGCUCCCUCCGCCUCAAUUUGGUCCGAGUGACGUGUAUUAUGGGACGGAAGACGACAUGGAAGGCACAACCGACCUGUCCUUGUGGAACUACUCAUUCUGAAGUACCCAACUAUGCUACUACUACUGCUCGAUAUCAUCUUGCACUGUUCCAUCCUCAAAAUAAAUUUCUUUUAUAAAAAAUAUGAAUGAUGUGUAACCUACGAGUGUAAUAAUUAGCUGCAGACGUGUGUAAUGUAUUUUCGCUACAUGUUUAUGUC